This is a messenger RNA of Colletotrichum higginsianum IMI 349063, 972 nucleotides long. RefSeq names its product GCY protein. The record is from RefSeq and is a predicted model, not a curated record. NCBI's taxonomy places the organism in Eukaryota, Fungi, Ascomycota, Sordariomycetes, Glomerellales, Glomerellaceae. Bases 1 to 972 code for a protein of 323 amino acids. Gene Ontology annotation, cellular component: cytosol. The transcript has 2 exons. Gene Ontology annotation, molecular function: aldose reductase (NADPH) activity.
AUGCCUCUCGCAACACACUUCACCCUUAACACGGGCGCCAAGAUCCCCGCCGUCGGCUUCGGCACGUGGCAGGCCGGCCCGCACGAGGUCGAGCGCGCCGUCGAGACAGCCCUGCGCUCCGGGUACCGUCACAUCGACUGCGCCGCCAUCUACCGCAAUGAGGCCGAGGUCGGCGAGGGCAUCCGCAAGAGCGGCGUGCCGCGGUCCGACGUCUUCGUCACGGGCAAGCUGUGGAACACCAAGCACGCGCCCGAGGACGUCGAGGCCGGCCUCGACAAGACGCUGGCCGACCUCGGCACGGACUACCUGGACCUGUUCCUUAUGCACUGGCCCGUAGCCUUCAAGCCGUCGGACAAGUGGUUCCCCAUCGAUUCCCAGGGCGUUUUUGAGCUGGCCGACAUCGACCCGGCAGAGACUUGGGCGGCCAUGGAGAAGCUCGUGGCCAAGGGCAAGGUCCGCGCCAUCGGCGUCUCCAACUUCACCAAGCAGCGCCUCGAGGCCCUCCUCGCCAAGACGACGACGGUGCCCGCCGUCAACCAGGUCGAGGCCCAUCCGUACCUUCAGCAGCCCGAGCUCCUGGCGUUUUGCAAAUCCAAGGGCAUCCAGCUGGCCGCCUACUCGCCGCUCGGCAACAACCAGACAGGCGAGCCGCGGACGGUGGACGACCAGCUCGUCGGCGAGCUGAGCAAGCAGCUGGGCAUCGACGGCGGCCAGCUGCUCGCCUCGUGGGGCGUCCAGCGCGGCACCGUCGUGCUGCCCAAGAGCGUCACGCCGAGCCGGAUCAAGUCCAACCACCAGGUCCGCGAGCUGCCGGCCGACGUGUUCGACAGGCUCAACGGCCUCGAGAGGAACAAGCGCUUCAACUGGCAGACGAGGUGGGGGUUCGACAUCUUCCAGGAGCUGGGCGAGGAGGAGGUCAAGCGCGUGGCGAGGGAGACGGGGCCCGAGAACCUGACCAAGUUUACAGUGUAG